UUUAACUGUGACUACAGCUUUUCGUUCCAUCUAAACAAAACGCAUGUGGUUAAACUGAAGAAAAAUACCAGUAGUUUAUUGGAGAGAAAAGUUUAUGAAAUCUGCCACCUAAACGUCACAGAGUGGAAAAAUAAUUACCCAUAUUCACCCUGAAGCAGAUUGAUGAAUAAACCUGCAUUUUGGCAUGCAUGAUUAAGAAUUUACUAGUGAGAUUUAUAUGCUGAAAAUAAAUAGAAAAUGAACAUGAUGUAUUUGAUUUCAUAGUAUAUUUCAGGUUAACAAUUAGUUAAAGUGAUCUUUCUAUUGAAUUGCUUUGAAGCAGAACCUUGAAGCAUUUAGAAAAUGGGGCCCCCAAUGAAGCUUUUAGAUGACUCUUCAGACGAAGAGCCUGAAAAUGAAUUUACCAUAAAUAAAAAUUAUGCCGAAAGAUAUGAUAUAUGGCGAAAUAAAGAAGAACUCCAGAAACUGAAAGAUCUCAGCAAAGAAAUCAGCAGUUCCUCUUCAGAGAGUGAAGAAGAAGAGGAGCCUGAAAUCGAAAAAGAUUUUCUCAAGACCUUAAGCCUGUUGAAAAGUAAAGAUCCUAGAAUUUAUGAUGAGAGCACUGAAUUUUUUAAAGAAGAAGCUACUCCAAAGAAACCCAAAGCUAAAAAAGAAAAGCCAAUGUUUAUGAAAGAUUAUGAAAGGAAAAUUGUACUUGAACAAAAUGGUAUGUUUGUUGAUGAAGAAGAUGAUGAUGAUAAUAAUAAAGAAUUGCCUGAGAGGCAACUUUUGACAAAUAAGGAAGAAGAAGAAAUCAAAAAAAGUUUUAUUGAAGCAGCGCCAGAUUCUGACGAAGAAGAUGAGUUGUUUCAAGUCAGAACAAAAACGAAAGUUGAAGAAGAAAAGGAAGAAGCUGACUAUAAGCAGUGGUUAGAAACAGAAAAAGAUUUGUUGUUCCUGAACAAAUGCUGGAAUGAUCCGAAAAUAGACGAGGAUGAAAAAUUUUUGAGGGAUUAUAUUUUGAAUAAAAGAUAUCUUACUGAUGAUAAACCGGGCGAAAUACCAAUGUAUGAUGAAAUCACGCAGGAUAUUGAUCUCUUGAACGAGGAUGAAAAAGACUUGGAGAAACAAGAGAUAUUUGAGCAUAAGUACAAUUUUAGAUUUGAGGAGCCUGAUGAGGAAUUUAUAAAAAGUUACCCUAGAACCAUAGGGGAUUCAUUAAGAAGAGAAAACAACAAAAGAAAACAAAAACGGGAGGAAUAUACAGAAAGAAAAAAGAAAGAGAAAGAACAGAAGAGAGAAGAGCUGAAACGUCUGAAAGCUCUAAAAAGAAAAGAAAUAGAGGAAAAGUUUCUAAAACUGAAGGAAGCUAGUGGACAAGAUCAGUUGAAUUUGGAUGAAAGUGAUAUAGAAAGUGAUUUCGAUCCUGAUAAACAUGAUCAGAAAAUGAGAGAAAUGUUCAAUGAGGAUUAUUAUAAUGUAGAAGAGGAACAAAAACCAGAAUUUGAAUAUGACGAGGAGAUUGAUGAUGAAAACUGGGAUCGCUGGACAAGGGAUCAGAAGAAUUAUUCUCAGAAUGCAAUGAAUGAAGAGGAGGAAAAUGACGGAGAAAGUUACAGUGAAGAAGAAGAAGAGAAUAAUUCAAAAAAAGAUUUGAGAUCUCAGUUUGAACAGGAAAUGAUUGAUUCAACUUCUAAUAAUAAAAAAAGGAAGGGCCGAAAAAAGUCUUUGUUCGCUAAAAUACUUUCACAGCCUAAACCAUUGUAUGAUCCUAAUGGUAAAUCAUUCGAUGAGUAUUUGGACGAAUAUUAUAAAUUGGAUUAUGAAGACAUAGUUGGUGAUAUGCCUGUGCGAUUUAAAUAUAGAAAGGUGGUUCCGAAUGAUUUUGGCUUAACCAUUGAUGAAAUUUUGGCCGCUCAGGACAAAGAAUUAAAUCGUUGGUGUUCUGUUAAGAAAACGUGUCAAUACAGAGACGAUAAAGAUGAGAUAUAUGAUGUUCAGGCAUUUAAAAAGAAAGCACAAAAUUUCGAAACGAAAAAGAAGAUUUUGGCCAGCGUUUAUACGCCGCCUGAAGAAGAAAAAAUUUCGCAGACAAACACAGAUAAUUCUAAUGAAGCUGCGAGAAAACCGAAAAAGAAGAGAAAACGAUCUAAGAAAAAGAAAGCUAUAGAAAAUUCAGAUAAUUUGGAAGAAAAUACGAAUUCAGAGCAAAAUGCAAACUUAUCAACCGAAAACACAGGCACUAAUGGAUAUCCAGAAUCAUCCAUUGAAGUAAGCGAUCAGGCCAAGCGUAAAAAGAAAAAGAAGAAAUCUUUAACAAAUUUGCCGGAAGCAAUUCCCAGACCAGAUUUGCGUGAAAAUGAAAAUGGAUUCAGUGAAGAAGAUAUGCAACAAAAUGCUUCAGGGCAGGAACAUAAUGAUGAGGAUAUUGAAGCCGAAACCAACCAAAACUCGGUAAAAAAUGUUAAAAAGAAGAAGAAAAAUAAAAUGAAGACCUUGGAAGACACUGAAUCAGUUCCAAACAUUGAAUCUUUUAUAGAAUCUGAUGCCAUGAAUGAAAGUAAUAUAAAAGGUAAUAAAAAGAAGAAAAGAAAGAAAUCACAAUUCUUAGAGGAAGAUGCUUCUACUACAGAGAAUUAUGAUGAAUUUGAAAUGAGUGAAAAUGUAAUUAGUAAGAAGAAAAAGCGGAAGUUUGAAUCUUUGGAAAAUGAACAAUCAUCCAGUUUCGCUGAAAAUGAUGAUGAUGAAACAGAAACUGACAAUCAUCAAGAUGUGGUGAAAAAGAGAAAACUAGAUUCUGUUGAAGAAACAGAUUUACUUUCAGUUAAAAAGCCAAAUAAAUCUUCGGUGAAAAAGCCAAAAAGUGUGAAUAGUAUAAGGACAAAUUUUUCAUUAACUCAGCAAAAUGCAGCAAAAUCCAUCUAUGGUGAAAAUUCUGUUGAAAUUGACACAAACCGAAAAAAGAAAAAGCGAAAAAAUAAUCAGCAACAAUCUUUCGGUUCAAAACCACCACAGAAACGAAACUUUUAUUCUCAGAAAUUUCAAUACAAUCAGAAACAGAAUGAUACUAAUUCAAUACAGAUUGUGGACAAUUCUGGCAAAAAGAUUGUUUCAUCUAAUACCAGAUUAAGUGCUUUUGAAAUUAAUCCCAAAAAAUUUAAAAAUAAAUUAAUUUAUGGUAAAAACCAAACAUAAAAGAAAGUGCUAGUGUUUUUUAAAAAUGUUUUAGCAUCUAUGUUAAAUUUUAAAAAUUCUUAAUUAAAAUGUUGU
Molecule: messenger RNA, 3249 nt
Organism: Argiope bruennichi
Lineage: Eukaryota; Metazoa; Arthropoda; Arachnida; Araneae; Araneidae
Product: protein KRI1 homolog
Exons: 4
Coding region: 343-3174 (943 amino acids)
Biological process (GO): endonucleolytic cleavage in ITS1 to separate SSU-rRNA from 5.8S rRNA and LSU-rRNA from tricistronic rRNA transcript (SSU-rRNA, 5.8S rRNA, LSU-rRNA)
Cellular component (GO): 90S preribosome; nucleolus
Source: RefSeq, a predicted model, not a curated record